AGAUUGUUUCUAUUGAAGUGCAGUUGGUUUGUUUUACUGACCAAAAAAUCAUUCUACUGUUUGCUUCAUUUCCUGCAGCUGCACCAAUACUAAUGCUAUAGCAAUCCCUUGUUUUUCAAUGAUCUUAGAUUUAUCAUCCAUGAAAUUCAUUCUAAAAAUUAAUAAGUACUUCAUUCAAAAGGAAUUACAAUGGAUGACUUAUUAGAUAUUAUAACUUAGAAUGUUUUUAUUGAGAUACAGAGAUGAGGAUACAUUUAUGUUGGUUCUAGUAUGUAUGUGCAUUUACAAAAUUUUAUUAAACUUACAUUUUUUCAGUGUAAAUAGUUUUAAGUUCUCAACUUCUCACUAGUAUAGAAAAAUGAGCACUGUAAAGAUUGGUAUCAUUGGAGGCACUGGUUUGAACCAACCUGAUCUGUUCACCCCAGACAAACCUGACGAGCAAGUUGUGACUCCGUUUGGAGAUCCUUCAGACACUCUGCAGCAUGGCACCAUUGCUGGUGUCCCAUGUGUGCUCUUGCCCAGACAUGGUCGUGGCCACACCAUCCACCCGUCUCGUGUCAACUUCCGAGCCAAUUUGUGGGCCCUGAAGGAGGCUGGCUGUACACACGUGCUUGCUGCUACGGCCUGUGGCUCACUUAGAGAAGAGAUCAAGCCAGGCGAUUUUGUCACCAUCAGCUCAUUUAUUGACAGGACUUACAAGAGAGAAGUUACGUUCCAUGACGGCUCUUGUGAUGGUCUGCCUGGGAUUCUCCACCUGCCUAUGGACGAGCCCUUCUGCAAGCACACCCGUGCUCUGCUACAGCAGGCUUGCGACGCUGCCGGAGUCAAGUGUCACAAGGAAGGAGUCAUGGUGACAAUUGAAGGUCCGCGUUUCAGCAGCGUUGCCGAGAGCAAAAUGUUCCGCAUCUUGGGAGGAGAUGUGAUAAAUAUGACCACCGUGCCUGAGGUGGUGCUGGCCCGGGAGCUGGGCCUGUGUUACGCCUCGCUGGCCAUGGCCACUGACUAUGACUGCUGGCGAUCAUCCACAGAACCCGUGAACGUCGAGGUGGUCAUGGCGACCAUGAAAUCUAAUGCAGAGAAAGCGGUGGCAGUGAUUAAGUCAGCUGUUGAGCUCAUAGCUCAGCAUGACUGGACUGAGAUCAUUCCUUCCUUGAAGAAAAGCGUGACCAUGAACUUGAUGCUGCCUAAAUGUUAACGACCUUCCACACUUGCCAUCUUGCCAUGUUUGCCAAUUUUUCGUUCUGAAGUUUUUUGGACCUUGAACGUUUGCAUUUAUUUUUGUUAGCAAUUAGAAGUCAAUCAAUGCUAACUUGAUGACUUUUGUUGUUUAUUUCUUCUGUUUGAUCUUUGAACGCGCUCAGUACGUGCCGAUGUUGAACGUACUCUUUACGGCUCAGAGCACGUGCCGAUGCAUUGUUUGGAUUCCUUGUGCAUCUGAAAUAUAGAGCCGUUAUUUCAUUCCAUGUUAUUAUAUUCUAUUAUUUUUCGUUAAAGGAAUUUGUUUUCUACUUUUUAGUAGCUCAAACUUUUUACGUUGUUUAGAAUCUCAAGUUAGUCAGCUAUGAGUGUAUAACUUGGAUUGCGCAUUCUUUACUAGCUAUUUUUGUAGUAGGACUGAUUUUUCUUUCUAUAAAAGGCUUCCUGGUACAGAAUUGUGACCAAUAUGCUGCGUUUAUUCCUGUUUUUGAUUGUAUUUGUUAGAACUUGUAAGAUUUUUCCUGCGUGGACUGAGAUAAUAUUGUACGAUAAUAUGGCCGUUAUUGCAAAUUAGUAUCAAGCUAGUGAUUUUGUUUCUUUUAUUUUCAUUUGAGAGCAUGUAGUUUUUUGGAUCAAAGCUUGAAAUAGAAGAAAACAACCAUAUUUCAGUUCAUCCUUAGUAGGUCACAGCGGCGCAAUAAUAACCGUGUAAGCAGAUUACUUUAAAAGAAAAGUUGUACUAUGUCCUCAGCGCUUAAGCAUUGCCUUUAAAACUAUUGUUGUUGAGAGAAAUAUUUUUCUAUAGAAAUUCGUGAAGGAAAUAUUUUAUCGAUAAAGUUUUGAUCGGAAUAAAGAGUGUAAGGCAA
Hyalella azteca is the source of this 2063-nucleotide messenger RNA. Its product is annotated as S-methyl-5'-thioadenosine phosphorylase-like. The transcript is spliced from 8 exons. Gene Ontology annotation, biological process: nucleoside metabolic process. Bases 359 to 1195 code for a protein of 278 amino acids. NCBI's taxonomy places the organism in Eukaryota, Metazoa, Arthropoda, Malacostraca, Amphipoda, Hyalellidae. Gene Ontology annotation, molecular function: S-methyl-5-thioadenosine phosphorylase activity. The record is from RefSeq and is a predicted model, not a curated record. Gene Ontology annotation, cellular component: cytosol.